GAUGGAGCGAGUAGUACUUUUUGCCUUGCCUUGUGGCGAUUGACCAUAGCUAGAUCUUUCGAUUCCGGUAAAUCUGAGAGCUGGCAAGAAUGUAUAACUUCUGAACAAUAUGAGAAACACCAUGUUAAUUUCCGCAAUUUCUGGCGAUCUACAGUUGCAGAUUUCAGCAUUCUUGGAUGCACAGGGCGAUCUCUCGACAUCCAAGAAAAAGAACAUACUAAUCAAAAGCUGGCCUGCUUCAGCAAGUGAAACAAAAAGUCAUGCAUGUGCUAGGCCACAACAGAAGCUAUGAUUCAAAAAAGCCAAAUUGUAUACUUUUGCAUGCAAGUGGGAUCUCUCGCAUAUGUCUGCUUCUAAGACAGACAGUCAGUCUUCAAGGUCAAAUUUUCAGCUAAAAGUUUGAACUAGCACUAAUGCUCUAGAAGCGGGUUAUAAGCCGGAUUCCGCUUGCAUUACUAAAAAUGUGCCAGGAUGGCUAACAUGUGGGCCCUUCCUAACUUUUUUUUUGUGGGAGCCGUUUGAGUGAUUUUGAGAAUCAAGGGGGUUGUUUCUUCAACUUCUGCAGACGGCUUGCGCUGUCACCGGCGGCCUGCGGCAAGGGUACUACGAUGGCGGAGGGCGGCGGCGGUUCUAGGUCCGGAUGUGAAGCUCGAGACGGCGCGAGGCCGGUCCUCGUGGUGUCUCUCCCAACCCAUCGGAACCCUAGAUCCGACCCCGCCACCGCCACCGAGCUGAAGGGAGCCGACGUCCUCCCGGAGGAGAUCGUGGUGUGGGAGAUCCUGGUCCGCCUGCCGGCCCCGGCGGUGCUCCGCUGCCGCGCGGUGUGCAGCUCCUGGCGCCGCCUCACCUCCCGCGCCGACUUCCUCCUCGCCCACCACCGCCGCCAGCCCUCGCUCCCCCUCGUCGUGCUGCAAGGCGGGACCGCCACCGACCCGCGGAGAGGCCCCGAGGACUCCGAGUCCAAGCCCGGCCGCCGCCUCCUCGGCUUCGACGAGUACAACUCGGGUGCAAGCCGCAGCUUCGAGCUCCACGGCUCCUGCGACGGCCUCCUCCUGCUCUCCCUCUCCGACGGCCGCUUCAGCAUCUGCAGCCCGGCCACGCGCCAGCACACUCCGCUCCCGGCUCUCACCAACGCCGGCAGCAUCGUCGCCGAGGCGCUGUACCUGCACGGACCGUCCGGGGAGUACCGCGUCCUGUACUGGAACGAGGGGAUGCACCUGACCGACCACCACGCCGUCUGCUAUGUCAUCGAUGUGCCGCGGGGGCGCCAGCCGACGUGCAUCGGAGUUCCUGCAGCCUUCCCCGGCAUGAAGCUGGACGACAUUGCUAGUGCCGGGAGGAUGAGUGUUAACAAUUCACGCCCGCCCGUCCUGUUCCGCGGCUGCCUUCACUGGGACCCUGGCCGAUCCCCUUAUGCCGGCAUAGUCGUUUUCGACACGGUAGCUGAGUCGUUCAGGUGGAUGCGCUGCGCUGCUGCUGCUGCUACCGGCUACAGCACUCGUCUGCACGACAUGGGAGGGUCGAUUGCGCUCACUUGCUUCGAGGAUUGCAGGAGAGUGGCCAAGAUCUGGGUGCUGGCGGACUACGAGGGGGAGGUGUGGUCAUUCAAGUACAAAUUCCCAGUGGAGAGCAUCUAUAACGUUAGGCAUACAGAGCAUCUGGUUUUGUCCCACAAGUGCGAUAUGCUGGUCGAAGCUAACUCUGGAUGUUACAUGUUUCACUGUGACAGCAAUGGGAAGUUGCUACACGAAUUCUAUUUGGGAUUUUGGGGUUCAAGAAUUACUGGACAUAGGUACAAAGAGAGCCUUAGCCUUGUCAAGUAUGAUUUCUUCCCGAGGCGCUCGAGGCGAGGUGGUGCCCGUGUUGGGCAACCUCAUUUUUUCAGAUAGCUCUAAGGCGAUGGCAGAUCAAUUCAAUUAUCAAUUAUUCUUCGCAAAAAAAAGAUCAAUUCCGUCAUCACCUAUGUUGGUAAGAGUACUGGCUACAAUGCAAGGACUGAUCUUUAGGUGCUGCCGGUGGAAGAACUCCCAAGUCCCAACUAAUUGUGCCACCCUUGGGCAUUUUUGUCCAUUCGCAGCAGACAUUAUACAUUGUUUUCCUCAUUUGUGUCUCUCGAGUUCUUUUGUUUUGUUGAGUAAAGCCGAUUUUAAACCCUGAACUUAUAGACGAAGUCCAAGAUGAACCUGGACCUCCUACUUCCUGAAAUCAGCACCAUGUCCUUAUUAAUCA
Messenger RNA from Brachypodium distachyon (stiff brome), 2229 nucleotides. RefSeq lists its product as uncharacterized. Gene Ontology annotation, molecular function: protein binding. The record is from RefSeq and is a predicted model, not a curated record. The transcript is spliced from 2 exons. NCBI's taxonomy places the organism in Eukaryota, Viridiplantae, Streptophyta, Magnoliopsida, Poales, Poaceae. Bases 609 to 1889 code for a protein of 426 amino acids.